AUGGGAAACUCAGCCGAGCUUCAGUCAGCUCUCGUGUCUAGGAGCCCUAGUCACUUCGUGGCUUUCAAGAGCUUAUUGGGAAACACUCGCGCUAAGACCACAAAGCUCGGAGAUGGACUUACGCGAGUGGCUAGCGAUUUCGCAGACUUGUCAGAACCAGAACCGGAUCUAGAAUUCGACUCUGACAGCGGACUCAGCUUUGCUAGCAGUAUACCAUGCACACCACUCCAAGACAGUGCCAUAUCUUGGAGCCAGAAGCACCGCAAGCCCUACGUCUCAGCCGUCAAGCCUAUUUACCGCUGGCGUCUCGGUUCGGAAGAGCCCAAGACCAUCAGGCAGAAGAAUAUGGAAUUUUUCGAGGCAGAAACGAGCCGCGAUCGCAUGGGACAGGACUUGCUGGACGAGCUGGUCGUAAGAGACAGCGAGAUCCAGCAGCAAAAUCCCGACAUGUGCGACAGAGGCAUCCACGUCUUCCUUGAUCAAUCCAAUAUCCAGAUCGGCUUCGUGCAGACAUGGCUAGCGGCGCAUGGCCUUCCCAAGAAUGCACACGUCAGCCCCAUGCCCCAGAUGAGUGUCAGGGCCCUAAACGAUAUUGUUGGCCGUGGUCGCGUCCACAAGACACUCUCAUCCUGCUGCUCUACCCAGAACAACGGUCGACAGCCCGAAUGGGGGUUUGAUCUCCUUGCUCACAAGUGGACCGUCGAGGUCCGCGAGCGUAAGGCACUGGGCGACGGUACCCACAAGGAGGACCGUGUCGAUGAGACUCUUCAAGAGCAGAUGCGGGAGACAUUGGCCAAACAAACUGCAGCACCAACAACCUUUAUUGUCAUAACAGGUGACGGCAAACCAGCAGAGCACUCGCCUGGAUUCGUGGUUUGCGUCAAGGACAUUCUUGCGGCAGGUCACUACGUGGAGGUUGUUAACUGGAACCUCAGCUGCUCCCAGGCCUGGAAAGAUCUGGCAGCUGAUGAGGAGUAUGGCGAACACUUCCGCCACUACUACCUGAACACCUUUUUGCAGGCUUUGUGCUGUUGA
Messenger RNA from Emericellopsis cladophorae, 1035 nucleotides. RefSeq lists its product as uncharacterized. The transcript has 2 exons. Bases 1 to 1035 code for a protein of 344 amino acids. The record is from RefSeq and is a predicted model, not a curated record. Lineage: Eukaryota; Fungi; Ascomycota; Sordariomycetes; Hypocreales; Bionectriaceae.